Molecule: messenger RNA, 417 nt
Organism: Adineta steineri
Lineage: Eukaryota; Metazoa; Rotifera; Eurotatoria; Adinetida; Adinetidae
Source: the annotation of a GenBank genome assembly
AUGUUAUCGACAAUAUGGUGGUCGGUAUUAGGGUUAGUUCUGAUAUCGAUUCAUACUGUUCAAAGUCAAAUAAUGCAGUCAAGUUUGAAUUUACAAGCACCUGGACUUGACUUUUUACCAGCAAAUCCGGUUGAACUAAUCACUACUUAUACUGGUAUGAACUCGUUUCUUUUAUGUUAUAUCCAAUGUAACAUGAAUCCAUUAUGUCGCACUUUUGUCAGUGACAUCGUAUUACCUUCUGUCUGUCGCCUUUAUGAAGGAUCGAUCGAUACAGGAACUAUUGUUAAAUCUUCAUCAUUAACAUCUCGUGUCGGUGGUCUUUAUUAUUAUCCAUCACUUUAUGCUAUGUACAAUCAAAUGUGUGAUCCUCAUGUAUUACCAUCUAAUCGUUACUUAAUAUGUGUUGACAAUGUAUGA